AUGGUCUCCAAGUGCUCUCUAAUAGUAUUUUUUUUACCGCAGCCUACCAAGAUAACCCGGCGUAGUCCAUCGCCCAGUAUUCUAUCUCCCAGUCUACCACCACGUAUUCGACGCGUGUCUAGUGACCGCGUGCCUUGGAUGGACACUGGGUCUGGUAAGCACAUUUCACAUAGUUUAGCGCAACUAACUACAGGGGUGUAUUAAAAAGGUGUACGGUUUUGAAAUGUCCGCAGUUUUGAAAUGUCCCACUGAAAAUUCCGCACAAUUUGUGACAAUUUUACGUUAUUGGUAGUUGCGGGCUUGGUAGUAUCUCUAUCACAAAAUAAUUCUGGAAAAUAAAUUUUCGAGUGCAGCAGGUCUGUUUUUUAAAACCACUUUAAAAAUGGAAGGCCUGAAACACAAUUUGAAUCGAUAUAGGGUGCAAAUUUGCAAUUAGAUAAAAGUGUUUGAAAGGGGGCAGUGACCGAUUUGAAUCCAUGUAGGGUAUCAAAGUACCAGACAAUUUGAUACACAACUCCAAUCCGCGAUCUCUAAAAUUUGGAAUUUUUGCUAUAGCAGCCUUUCGCGUCUUUAAAAUUUUUGUAAAGAGUAUAUGUAAGAAAUCAAACAUGCAUAAAUCAAUCAUACAUGGAAUCAGUCGUGGGUUUGAUAAAUUAUUCGUGAAAAGUUAAAGGCAAAAAAGCCGAAGUUUUAGGAGUUGCGCGUAGGACUUAUUAGAACAUGCAAGACAAAAACUUUGAGUAAUUCGUGGUCCCAGGGGUGAGGAAUAUAUCUAUCUCGAAAUUGCGUGGAAACACUCGCACUUCGUGCUCGUGUUCCCACGCAAUUUCUCGUUUCUCCCAAACUUCCACGCGUGUUUCUAUGACUUUAUAGAAACACAGAAUUUCUUAAUUAGUCAUUUGACAAUUUUUUAUGCAGUUAUGCUCCUUCAUAUACGAUUAGAAGCUAUUUUAAAUUCCCAGGGAUAGAAAAUCGUGUACUUAACAAAAAUAGAAUUAUUUAUUAAGGUCUCGUUUUUCAAUACACCCUGUAUUUUACUUUGCGUGGGAAAAUUUCAAAAGGUAUACUUUUUUUCGGAACACCCUGCAUGGAUAGAGCGUUUGCACUCAUUCCCCAGGGACCAACUCAACAAAAGCCAUGGCGGCCAUGUUGGUGUUCCAGACAAAAGAGUCUAUGACGUCAUCUGCGAACGCUUUAUACAGGGUGUAUAAGAAAAAGGAGACCUUUAGAAAUCAAGCAUAUUGUUAAAAUUUGAAUGCCUUUCAAUUGCACAUAUGCUGAACCGUGGUGCGUGAAAUAUUGAUGAGUGCAUAUAUUAGAAAAAGGAGACCUUUAGAGAUCAACCAUUGUUAUAAUUUGAAUCCUGGAGCACUUUGCUAAGCCCACGAGUGCGUAACAUGCGAUCUACGUACAGUAUGCAUGGCAGAUUGUUCCCAGGAGCAGACAAUUUUUUGUUAAACGUUAUUUCAAUUCUAAAGGUCUCCUUUUUCUAAUAUAUGCAUAUGUGCAUGCAAUUGAAAAGGCAUUCAAAUUUUAACAAUAUGCUUGAUUUCUAAAGGUCUCCUUUUUUUUGAUACACCCUGUAGACAAAUUUUGCUAACGUUUGUUCAUGCCAAAUUCACAUCUUUAGAUAACUCCACUAAUCUAAUACUCGCAUGCCUAGUUACUAUUGUUUUAGUUUACAAAAGCAUAGAAUAGAACAAAGGUGACUUAGCUUUAGAAUUAUCUACAUGAGUGAAUGACUGUUAUACGUAAUUAUAAUGCUUAGUUACCAUUGUUCUAUUCUAUGCUUCUGUGAGCUAGGCAUGUGAGUUAUCUAAUGUUGUGAAAUGGGUAGCAACGAUGUAUACAACGUCAGCCAAAUUUGUUUAUUGCAUGAAAUUUAAGGCAAACAGUUCAUAGAACUAGGAUUUCCAGCACGAAAAGGUGGUCAUAUGUGUAGUGUUUAAAGCGAAAAUAGUUUGGACGGAAGUUUAGAAGGCGUGGUGUUAUUGAAUGGCUUGGUGUGAUUGAGGAUUAUUGUUUUGAGAGCUUGGUCGAAGUAACUGUGAAAUAAAUAUAUAUUAAAAAGAGUUAAGUUGAAGGAUACAACGAUAUGGUGGCAACCGAUAACCCCCCACCCCCCUCCAAUAGUUUGCAAAGUGUCCGUCACUGCCCUCUUUCAAACGCUUUUAUCUAAUUGCAUAUUUGUGUCUAUUGUAUUUAUUCAGACAAUGAAGAAGCUGAUUUUUCAUCACAAAAGAAGCAGAUUAGGUUUGUUUUAAUGCUUGUUGGUGAAUUAUUGCAUGAAUUUUUGAAAUUUUGUGAUUUUAGUAUCGUACUGUAUUUUUCUAUAUUAUGCAUUUGAUAUAUAUUUUAGGUUCAAAAGCCUUUCGCCAGCAAGGUUUGUCUAUUUAUUCUUGUCCAGUGUGCUUAUUCACUGCAAAAGAUUGUAUUAAAAAACUUGAGCGAAAUAAUGCACCAAUGCACAUUGACUGAACAUUUUGAGUAAAGUUACUCAAAUUUAGGAGCAAAUUUACUCAUUUAUUGAGUGAAGUAAAUCUCUAGUAAAUUUGAGUAAUUUUGCUGACAAUUUUGAGCCACUCCAUGUGUAUUAUUAAGCUUUUGAGGUUUUUUGGCAUUGACUGAGCCUGGGGGAAAUGCUUGCCAGUCAAACGAAGCCGAGAGAAAAAUUUGGCUAAUAGGAAAAUUUGGGGAAAAGUUCUACCAAUUAGCCUUUCUCACAAUGACGACCCAUUUUUGGGUGGCAUCCAAUUCUCGUUAACCAAUGCAGACAACUAAAACAAUGUGAAAAGCAAUUUUUCAAAAUAAACUGACCAUUUACAAAGCAAAUUUACCAUCAUUUGUCAAAAAAAAUAUAAAAAGUCGCUGUUAUGUGGACUUAUCUCGCAGACUUCGGCUGAAAUGCCAGCCAAAAAUGGCGGCGUAGAAUGGCUAAUUGAGUACCAAACAUACUGUUUUCCGAAAGUCCCAUUCAAGAAGUAUUCUAUUAUAUAUCUAAAAACCCCGAGAAUGUUUCAAUUUGUUAUUCACCGGUGAAUAAAAGUGAUGUCCACCGCUCAGAUGUGAUGAGGUGCAAGAAUACAUAAACUUUGAAACGUGUUAUAUAAUAAUAACCUUUUAUCCGACUACGUAAAAUUAACUUACUUAAACUGUGGCCAUUUCAGGACAUAACCAGCUCGCCUAAAUGCUAUAACUUUAUUUAUAGUCCUGGCACAGAAGACUCGUUUACGUUUGACGCUCGGCCCAGUCAGUUCACGAAAACUGUCGUCGCUAGGAUACCAGAAGAAGAUGACGUGAUGGAAACCAGGACGGGAUCUGGUGCUGAGAACAGCUCUGAGAGCGUGUCGGAGUCUGAGAACGAAACUGGUAAAUAAUCAUUCUUUUUAUUAUCACGGUUUUAUCAUCCUCGUACCCAUAACCUCUCUUAUGCGCGGGCAACGGAGCGGCUCUCCGGAACCAGGAAAACCUGGUUCCUUCUUGUUAAAUAGCACAUGCUUGAAUUCGUACUCACACAAUAUUAACUUUAUAAUCAAAGUUUGGCUGACUUUAAUACUUCCUCAUCUGAGACCCUCCCUGUUCAACUGAUCGUCUCCACACGUCUCCAUUUCGAAACUUUCCAAACUUCUGAUAUCAGAUUGCUUCAAGAUUCAAAACUAUUGUGGCAAACGCACUAGACCAACGUUUUAGUCGUCUUUUCCUUUGCAGCCAAGUUACGUUCUUGGUCAGGAACACAUUCGUUACUACACGAGGAAAUAAUACUCCAUUUUUAUUGCAUAUCUCAAUCAAUUCCAACUCGCUUUUCCUUGAGGUCCAGGUGUUACUGCAGGAGGAAAACUACAUAUAUGUUAUUGAUUGAGCGAGAGGUCCGGACUGUAGCAUAUUAGUCGAGUUCUUGUUAGUUUCCCGACUUUGUUAUAUCACAUUUUACAACGCUAACGAUUUGAAAAUGUAGUGUAAGUUUUGUUGCUCUUAUUUAAAGUAAAGUCUUUUCCAUCUUAAGAAAAAGACAAAAGCCAUAUUUUCCCCAACUCAACUUUUACUUUAUGUAGCGCGACCCCCAUAUUUGUUUUGUUUUGAAGCAAUCUAUGGCAAUGAUCGUUUUUGAGGACUGCUUUAAGCUAAUUGGCUGAAUUUUGAUCGCAUUGUUACCGAAUCUUUCACUGUUGUUACAGAUUUUUGCACUGCUGUUUGGUCGAAUAACAUUUUUAUGUAUAUUAUUAAAUUAUGUUAACUUUUGAGACUUAAUAUUUCAACUGCUCUCUAUUGUGUAGAAAUGCAGCCUUCUACUUCAGGGGAAAUAUUAAGUAAACCAGAUGAUACCGUGCGAGAGAACGGAGGAUUGGAACCUAGUAAAGAAAAUGACGUCACCGUAGUGGCAAUGGUUGAUCUGGAUAAUGACGCUGAUAGUCAAUAUGAGGGUAAGUUUCUUAAUAUUGGCAAUUUUCAGCCAUAUUGCGUGGUUGCCGUGAACUCAAAAACGUUAAAUAAAGGUUAGUUUGGUUUAAUUUAUUUGAUUUUUUGUUAUAGCGACGCAACCCACUUUAACAGAGAAACCAUUUGAACUUGCUGACAACGUUCAGCCUGCGGACUCCACUCAGCCUGCGGACUCCACUCAGCCUGCAGACUCCACUCGGCCUGCAGACUCCACUCGGCCUGCAGACUCCACUCAGCCUGCAGACUCCACUCAGCCUGCAGACUCCACUCAGCCUGCAGACUUCUCCCAUCCCGCAGACUCUCCUGAACCCGCGAGUGAUGAGGCAGCAAGCAGUGAGGUUCAAGCCGUUGCUUUUGUUGAGUUUAAUGAAGAUGAGGAUGAUAUUACAGAUGAUAAUGGUAAUAUGUUACACAAGCUUUUGUGGAUAGGGAUGCCACUACCUGAAAAAAUGAGAAAUUCGACGUUUCGAGCGAAGGCUCUUUGUCGAGAAGUUAGGGCGCUAUCGGUUAGGUAGGCUAGCUAGCUAACUGGGCUCUCGUAAACGCUGCAUGCGAUAAAAUUGUCUUGUUACUUUAGAAGAAACGACACAACCUAGUAGGAACGAAGAAACGCUUGUUUUUGGAAAACCAGAGUCAGAAAAUGACGAAGCAACACCGCCAACUAACGAUGGCUCUUUUAUGUAA
Messenger RNA from Paramuricea clavata, 5121 nucleotides. Lineage: Eukaryota; Metazoa; Cnidaria; Anthozoa; Malacalcyonacea; Plexauridae. The record is from the annotation of a GenBank genome assembly.